Molecule: messenger RNA, 699 nt
Organism: Sitophilus oryzae (rice weevil)
Lineage: Eukaryota; Metazoa; Arthropoda; Insecta; Coleoptera; Curculionidae
Exons: 1
Coding region: 1-699 (232 amino acids)
Source: RefSeq, a predicted model, not a curated record
AUGAGAAUACUCUAUGUACAAUAUGAGAAGUGGGGUCUACAAGUAAGUCUUAAAAAAACAGAAUAUCUAGUAGUCAAUAGUGAAGCGGCCUUUGAAGUUCUGAUUACCGAUGAUACUCAGGUCACACAGGUCAACAACUUCAAAUAUUUAGGAUCAAUCGUGACUAAACAGGGCAUUGGAGAGGACGAAAUUAAACUCCGCAUUCAAGCUGGCAAGAGAGUAGUGGGAUGCUUGAAUUCAUUGUGGUGGGAUCAGCAUCUCUCUCUUAGAACCAAAAAACGGCUGCGACAAAUCUUGGUGGAAUCUGUGGUGUGUUAUGGUUGUGAAGUAUGGGCUCUAACAGCCGAAAUGAAACGGAGAGUUACAGCAGUCGAAAUGAACUAUCUCAGAAGGAGCGCAGGUGUAUCGAAAAUGGACCGAAUUACCAACAUAGAGAUCAGACACCGAAUGAAUGCCCCAGAGACAAUUAUAGACAGGGCCGAAAUCAGAGGUCUCAAGUGGUUUGGCCAUCUAUCAAGAAUGCCGGAAGAUGAAUGGCCUCUUCAAAGCCUCAAGAGUCCUCCACAAAGAAGAAAGCGAGGUAGACCAAGAAGGUCGUGGAACAACACAAUUAGGCAAGAGAUGGCAUCCAGAGAGCUGGAAGAACUGGAUGCAUUUGAUAGAGAGGUUUGGCGAAGGCGAAUGGGAAAGCAGCAGUAG